CCCGACGAGCUCUUCCGUCGGGUGUCGCAGCCGCCCGCCUUCCUCUACAACCCUCUCAACAAGGAGAUCGACUGGGAGAGCCGCGUCCUGCGGGCGCCCGAGGAGCCCCCCAGGGAGUUCAAGGUGUGGAGGAGCAACGCCGUGCCCCCGCCGGAGACCUACAGCCCGCCCGAGAAGCCGCCGCCGCCGGCCCCCACCCUGGACAUGGCCAUAAAGUGGUCCAAUAUCUACGAGGACAAUGGCGACGAUGCGCCCCGGCAGGCCGCCAAAGCCAAGUUCCUGCCGGACGAGGAGCAGGAGCUGCUGGAGUCGGAUGGUGAAAAAGAUGACGAACCCGCUUCCACUAAGAAACGUAAAGUAGAGUCUGGAGAGCAGGCAAAGAAGAAGAAGAAGAAGGUAUAAGCAGGGUGUUUUGGAUUUAGACAUAAUGAGAAUUUCAAGGAACUUGACUUCCUCUGCUGGAAUGGGAAACAAACAUGUGUUUACUGCAUUUCUCUCUCGUAUUGGGUAGGGGAUUUUAUUUCUGUAGUAUGCUUGCCUUUUGGAAAGCACAAAAUCAAAUGGACAGUGUUGUGGUAGAACUUGUUUACUGAACAAAAUUUAAACCUGUUUAUUUAAAACAUGGAUUUAGAAGAGAGAUCCGUUGCCAUGGAUACUUGUGCUUAUGCAGGUUACAGGGCUUCACAGUAUUUUGUUUAUCAAGAAACCCGGUAACAUGUGUUUUUCUGGACUGACUUUUCCAUUGUGUCAAAACCUUUUAUAAAGGAGUAUAUACUAAAGAUUUUUUAGGUACUGGCCUGUGAUAUGUUCACAUAAUGUUGUUUUAAAAUGUAUGUAUAGACUGCAAAUAGUCACUGGAAUAAAACUACGUUUGAAAACAUCUGUGGUAUAAAUACUGCAUUGCAUGCUUGGUGAGUAAGAGUAAUGAAUUCUGUAUUAUAUGUCAUUCAUUGAUGUGUAACUUAACAGAUUCCUCAGGGCUUUUUUGUUUAAAUAAAUACACAACUACAAACUGAAAAAAUGGACCUAAAAAUGGAGUUCAAUAUUUUAUCAUUAUUUUGAUGUUGCAGGAUCUUCAUCAGUGAAACAUGAGAGUAACUGAUGGAGGGAGUAUUGAAGCAUGUAAUGUUUCUGAAACAGAAAAUAGAAUCAAGAUAUUUAUGUGGACAAAAUUUAUGACAAAGCUGUUGUAGAGUCUUUGCUGAAAAAUUGUAUUUAUUUCAGUAUAAACACCUGGUAGUCUUCUCAAAGUGCUAGUCAGUAUAUGUUGCAUUUGUGGUAUGCUGCUGAAUGGGUUUUUGAGUCUGUAUAUGACAAGGUGCCAACUUGUACUGGAUUGGAGAAAAGGCUGCUUCAGAUAAAGAUUUUGUGCCUUAGGAAAUUUGUAGUGAG
Messenger RNA from Ficedula albicollis (Collared flycatcher), 1392 nucleotides. RefSeq names its product chromosome 8 open reading frame, human C1orf52 (gene C8H1orf52). The transcript has 3 exons. NCBI's taxonomy places the organism in Eukaryota, Metazoa, Chordata, Aves, Passeriformes, Muscicapidae. The record is from RefSeq and is a predicted model, not a curated record. The annotation marks the transcript as partial.